Atta colombica is the source of this 2403-nucleotide messenger RNA. Its product is annotated as T-box transcription factor TBX1. Gene Ontology annotation, biological process: positive regulation of DNA-templated transcription; regulation of transcription by RNA polymerase II; cell fate specification. NCBI's taxonomy places the organism in Eukaryota, Metazoa, Arthropoda, Insecta, Hymenoptera, Formicidae. Gene Ontology annotation, molecular function: DNA-binding transcription factor activity, RNA polymerase II-specific; RNA polymerase II cis-regulatory region sequence-specific DNA binding. The coding region runs from base 284 to 1699 and encodes 471 amino acids. The transcript has 4 exons. The record is from RefSeq and is a predicted model, not a curated record. Gene Ontology annotation, cellular component: nucleus.
UGAUCGGUCCAAGCGUUCACAUUUUCGCAUAGGAAUCGAUCCAUGCUCCGAAACUUCCAAGGAUAACUAUAUACUAUAUACUUAUGAUGAUGAAAUUAAUCCGCGAGUGCGAAUGGUGUCGUCUUGCGUCAUUAAAUCUUUCGUUACGUUGGAAAUUAUGUCCAAGGAUCGUGCACCACAAGGCGCACCAAGUUGAAGUAAAUUUCGCAAUAUGGAUUCACGUGAAUAAUUUAUAUUUUUUCGUCACGUAAUCAAUACUAAUUGUAAUAAUUGACAUUCAUUGAUGACCGCCAAUUUGACGAUGCAAUCGCAACAUCACGAGCAACGACGCGAAAUCGCCGCUGAUAAUUGCUGCUAUCAGCAAUGGUCGGCGCAUCAUUAUCACCAUCAUCAUCAUCAUCAGCAGCAGCAGCAGCAGCAGCAGCAGCAGCAGCAGCAGCAGCAGCAGCAUCAUCAUCAUCAUCAUCAUCAUCAUCAUCAUCAGCAGCAGCAGCAGCAGCAGCAUCUGCCCGCUGUACCAUCGCCCAUGCAACAAAUGGAAGCCUGUUUGCAAAGCGCCGGAAGAGUAAAGAGAUCUCGCAGUCCCAGUCAUCCGAUGAAGGCCAUUUUGCCGAUUCAUUCGGCGAAUUCGAUUUCCCCGCGAUCUGCUACGAUGGAAUCGCGCAACGAUAGUAACAAUAACAAUAGUCAUCACGGUGAUCAUCAUCCGAGCGAAGACGGCAGGUCCUCCGUUGAAGAAUCGAGCGCGAAACGACCGCUCCAUCCGGCGCUGCUUGGUGCUGGCGCCGCUCUGGAGGCGAAGCCGCUCUGGGAGGAAUUCCAUCAACUGGGCACCGAGAUGAUUGUUACGAAAGCUGGACGAAGAAUGUUCCCCACGUUUCAGUGUCGACUGUUCGGCUUAGACCCUAACACCGAGUAUCUGAUGGUGAUGGAUUUCGUCCCGUGCGACGACAAGAGGUAUCGAUAUGCUUUCCACAGCAGUGCCUGGGUCGUAGCUGGUCGCGCUGAUCCCAUAUCACCCCCCAGGAUCCACGUGCAUCCCGAUAGUCCUGCGAGUGGCGCUCAUUGGAUGAAACAGCCAAUUUCCUUCGACAAGUUGAAAUUGACUAACAAUCAGCUUGACGAUAACGGACACAUUAUCCUGAAUUCGAUGCACCGUUAUCAGCCACGUUGUCACAUAGUGGUCGCUCCUUCGCCACCAGGCUCGGCGCCGGAUCCUCGCACGGAGAACUUCAAGACAUUUUCCUUUCCAGAGACUAGAUUCACCGCGGUCACCGCAUACCAGAACCAUCGGAUAACGCAGCUCAAGAUUGCCAGUAACCCGUUCGCCAAGGGUUUUCGGGAUUGCGAAUCGGACGAUUGCGACGGCGUGGCGGCCGUCGGUGCAGGGAUGCCGAAUCCUGCCAAAAGGCCAGCCACGGGAGUCACGAAUACCGCGAGUACCACCAUAAAUACCCUUCUCCCAUCCGGUUACAACGCCAUGCCGAUUCCGGCGCCGAUGCAAAUUCCGGGUGUAAUACCCGCCGCUACCUCCCAGGAACACCAUCAGUUCUACGGCGCAACGGGCACCGUAACAGGUAGCCAUUGGACGCAUUAUCCGAGCCAUCAUGGACAGUCGUCGGCUCACGUCAACACGGUUCAUUAUCCGAUGCAUUCGCAGCAUCCGCAUUCGAGCGCGUCUCUCUACGGACCGCGAUAAUCAUCAAUUUGACCUCGCCCGCGCGCCACCCAAUGCGGUUCUCAUCGAUCUCAUCGUUUCUACCUUCGUCGGCCUCUAAUUACGUACGUAACUAAUAUAUUUCAGAUUUUUAUGUCGAAUCAUCGAAAACAAUUAAUUCGUGCACGCUUAAAAAACGAUGGAGAUGAUACGUGAUACGUAUCAUUCGCAGUUCGCAUCGCGUGUAUCCCGAUAUUUUUCGAACGUUAUACUGUUUAUAUAAUACACACACACACACACACGCACGCACGCACGCACGCACGCACGCACGCACGCACGCACGCACGCACACACACAGUUUUGACGUAUUUUACAUCUCGGUUCGACGCUUUUUUACAAUUAGUGCAAUGGAACGCAAGAAUCUCGACGAUUCCUUCUUGAAACGUGUUGAUGUGACUUUAGACUUGCAGAUGAAUUCUUUUAAAAAUACACGCGCCGAACAACUUUUCUUGCGCGACCUCUUAUAAAUAUUGCAUAUGUAUAUAUUUGCAUUGUUCGCAAUCGAAUUUCUCUUAAUCUAUCAACGUAUCGAAAGAAUCAGAUCACGUAAAAUUAUUUCAAUUAUUUCAAAAGAUGAACAUUUUACGCGCACAUAUACAUUUAUAUUUAUUUCUGCGUUUAACGGCAGUUUUUUAUUCAAGCUUAUUUAAUUGAUAGUAAGAUAUAGUAAUUGAUAAAUUAUUAUA